Molecule: messenger RNA, 3203 nt
Organism: Oryza sativa Japonica Group (Japanese rice)
Lineage: Eukaryota; Viridiplantae; Streptophyta; Magnoliopsida; Poales; Poaceae
Source: RefSeq, a predicted model, not a curated record
ACACAUUUGGAGGGAAAGAGCACCCAUGGUUUUGCAAUUUUUUUCUUUGCCCUAGUUGCAUCCAAGUCCAAAGUCCAAGCAGAGAGAGAGAGAGACGCUGCCUCAGUCGUCUCGUCUCGUCACGACAGCACAGUACACAAGCCUCCUCCUCCUCUUCAGCAGCUGCUUCACACUCACACUGCCUCCUCUCUCUCUCUCUCUCUCUCUCUCCAUCUUGCUGCUAAAUCCAUCCGCACCUAAUCCGGCGUGCGGUGCGGGAGCAAGCAAGGAAUCCACCCCCCCGUGGCGACAAGAGAAUCGGAUCGAGGGCGUGCAGGCGCAGCUGGCGAGCGAGCGAGCAGGGGAGGAGGGGAAGGAAAGCUCUUGGUACACCCAACCGUAGAGGCGGAGAGGGCAUCGGCUCAGACGGUGGCUGCAGUGCAGGCCUCAGCUGGGGUCCUCGGCUCGGAUCUGGGGAGGACGCGCCGCGGCGGAGGCGAUGCAGGGUUCUUGGAGCGGUGUGGAAUUCGGCAAUGCGGAUGGGUUUCUCCUGGUGGUGUUUCUUGCUGCAGCAUUUUCUUUGUUCUUUGACUUGUUGAGGGUUUGCUUGUAGUGAAAUUCUGCACCCAAUGAAUUAUACAUACAAUAUAUAAGAUGGCAACAGAGGUCACUCAGAAUUAUUUUGCAUGGUCACAGGAGGAAUCACCUGUGCAAGACAGCUCUCAGGGAACACCACAAGUGUUCGACCAUGGUUCCAUAUCUUUUGGAAGAUUUGAGUUGGAAUCACUAGCAUGGGAGAAGUGGUCUGUAUUUGCCAAUGAUAGGCGCCAUGAAGAGUUUGGCAAGUUCAAUGGUUUGGUUGCUAAGAAGAAGGCAUACUUCGAAGAAUACUUCAAGAGAAUUAGGGAGUUAAAGGCUUUACAACAACAAAACCAGCAAACUGAACUUAAUCUUGACUAUAGUGGUGAUGGUAGUGAUUCUAGUCAGACAGGAGAGGAUGUGCCAACUGCAGAUCAGGCAUCUCCUUCUGGAUCUGGAACCCUUCUUGAUUCCAUGGUACAAACAGGUGUUCAGACUAUAUUUGAGAAUGAUUUGGAAUGCUAUGAUGAUAAUGACAAAGAGAUGUUAGAUAAGGAUAUUUCUCCAUCAGUUGGAGGCACAUGUCAAAUUGAGCAAGAAUUCAGAGAAAGUGCAAGCGGUGGUAAUCAUCCUGACAGAAUGGUGGAUGUGUUGCAGCAAAACACCAACUGUGGUCCAGAUGAUCUGGGAAGGCCCAUGGAGUCUAUGAUGACUCCGAAGAGAACUGUCAAGAAAGAUUCACUGGUUGGUCAAGCUGCAAAAACAAUGCCAAAGACUGUCAAUAUGACUUCUAGUAAUAUUCCGGGUCAUGCAGUUGUUAAUAAGGGAACUGAUUCAGGCAAAUCCAGUGUGGUGAAUCGUAGAGCCAAGCCAGAAACUAUUCAGCAAAGGCUAAAAGCAGUAACUGGCAAUAUUGUUGACAUCGUUGGAAGAAGCAAACUUGUGGUAAAAGAAGUCCCUGGUAUAAUGGGUGUUAGAAGACCUUCCUCUCCAGCACUACAACGCCCCUCCACCAGGGAACGACGACCUGUCACCAGAGAUAGUUCACGGAAGGCUCCUGAAGUUGCCACCAUGUGCCGGCCUUCUACUGCUGAAAGGCGCCCUGCCACCCGGGAGUUGGCACCAAAGCAAGCCAACACAGUUGUUCCGUGUCGACCAUCUACACCAAACAGGCGCCCUAUGACCAGAGAGUUGGCGCCAGUGCAUUCAAGCAUUGCUACCCCACGUCGACCUUCUACUGCUGAAAGGCGCCCAAUCACCAGAGGGAUGGCACCAAUGCAUCCUAGCAUUGCUACCCCAGUUCGACCUUCCACUGCUGAGAGGCGCCCUACCUCAAAACAGAUGGCUCAAAAGCAUGUUGGUAUGGCCACCCCAUCUCGGCCAUCCACUGCUGAAAGGCGACCUAUCACCAGAGAGGCUGCACGGAAAAACGCUGAUGUUGCCAUCUUGCAUCGACCUUCUACUGCCGAGAGACGCCCUAUCACCAGAGAGACUCCACAGAAGCAUGCUAACGUUGUCGCACUGCAUCGGCCUUCUACUGCGGAGAGACGACCUGUUGUUAGAGAGAUUGCUCCAAAGCAUGCUGAUGUCACUCUCACUCCUGCACGCCGGCCAUCUACCUCUGAAAGACGCCCUGUCACCAGAGAGACUGCACUGAGGCACAGUAAUUUCACCGGUUCAUGUUGGCCUUUGACUCCUCAAAGGCACAUCAGCAGGGGAAGUGCACAAAUACAUGCUGACGUUAGCACCACCCCGCGUCAUCCAUCUACUGGAGAAAGGCGCCCUAUCACCAAAGAGAGUAACAUAAAAUUGGAUGAAAAAACACCUAUCAAGUUGAGAGGCAUGCUGGCUAACCCAAAGGGUGCUAUGGCUACAGUAGUCACUCCCCAGAAGGCAAUUACUCAAAAGCUUGUUAAGAGUAGCAAGCCAGAAAUGAAAAGUUGUGCUAAAGAGAGGACAGAACUUCAAGCAGUUGGGAAACACAAAGCAAGUUCUGUUAACCUUCCUCCAAGGGAAAUGUUUACUUCAAAUGUUAGAGCCAAUCGAGUCCCAGAAAGCUUCAGAAAGCCAAACAAGGGCAUUCAGGAGACAGCGAGAUCUCAAAUAUCCUCAUCAAAGAGUGCAACUCCUGCACAGACUAGAAGUAUAAAGACAAGGGCUCCCAACCCACCUCCGCCUCCUCCCCCACCGCGGCGACCUUCUCAGAUAUCCAGCAAGACAAACACAAAUAACUUGUCUGUUGGUGGAAGGAAGCCCAAGGCUUCUACUCCACACUGGCACUAACCCAAUCGAAAGUCUCCAAUCUAGGAUCCUGCAGAACAAGAUAGCUGUGAAAAAAUGUGAAGAAAAAAUGAGGCAUUCGACGCAUCUAAAAGCAUUAACCGUGCUGUUCCUCGUUAUCUUCUGUCAUUAGUCGUUACUAGUACCACUUACCAUCACUUUUUGUCACCUAUUAGAAGUAACCGAUGUAGUGUUCGUAUCUACCAAUCUGUAAUAUGUCCAGUUCUCCACUAAUCCCGUAGUUCUACCGUCCAAGAAUUUACCUAGAACAUUGUAUAUACCUGAAAUAAAUGGAGCUUUUGGCUGAUGAACCUUGACCAACGAGAUCUUCGAAGGUAGGCUGCAGUUCUUGAAUUGUUGAAUUA